UGCGCGUGCGCACAGCCUGCGUGGGGGAAGAAGCUCUUUAUUGUUGCACGGCGGGGUCGGCCGUCGGCGGAGGCUUUCCGAGGGGGAGGACCUAGAACCGACCUAUGGUUACAGUUUCUUCUUGGUCUCACAGAUUGUACAAAACAAAGGCAAAGUACCUGGAGAGAAAGCCACUAAUUGGCAGAAUCCUUAAUGGCAGUGACAUGCGGCAUUUUAGCAGAAGUGAUCUGUACUCUGAACAGCAACAGAGGGAUACGGUGAAGUCCUCUGAUGGAACUAAGUCACUUCACGGUAUGCUGGAAUUUCCAAGAGUUCUCCCAACGAAAGCCCCAAAUGCUCCAUUUCUUAGUCCUGCUGCCAGGUCCAUUAGCAAUCUUGAUACUGACUGUAGGACACAAGCACUAGUUGUCCCUUAUUCAUCCACUCCAAGGCAUCUGUCAGGUAAAAGAAGCCCACAUGCCAGUGCCAGAAUGCCUGUAUUGCCUAGAAGUAUUGGUUCCUUACAACAUCUGGAGGACACUGGUUUUGAACCUCAGGAACUGAAAAGAUCAAAAAGUAUUUCAGCUACUAGGGCUUGUCCAUCAUAUGAAACAUCUGUUCCUUGGUAUCAACUCAGUCUGACUGACCAUGAAGAAAGUCCCCAGCUGUGCAUGCAGAAACCUGCAAGAAGCUGUUCUGUAGUUGAGCAAAUGAGAAAAAUGUCCUCCUUCCAGGCUGAUUACUGGGCAUGUGCAAUACCCGAUUCUCUACCACCAUCACCAGACCGUCAGUCCCCCCUUUGGAAUCCUAAUAAAGAAUAUGAGGACUUGCUUGAUUAUACCUAUCCUUUACGGCCAAAAUAUAAGCUUGCAAAAAAUCUCAAAGAUUCCACUGUUCAUGAUUCUGGGAUUGAUCUUGACAGCCUUUCCAUUUCCCCUGAGAGUACCUUGAAGUCUAUGAGUAUGUGGGACCAAGAACACCAAACCAUGGAGAGCCCCUCUGCACAGAGGCUUUCAAGCCCUUUCUUGAAAAAGCUUGAAUGCUCAGCUCCAGUUUCUCAAUACAGAAUAUCACCCUUUGGAAAACUCUCCCUGGCAGAUGGAGGCCCUUCUGCUGGUGGAAUUGCCAUUUCUGGAGUGAUGUCACCUAGUUUAUCUCCUGGGUGCCCUGAGCCACCUAAUUCCACUUUUGUAAUUGAGCAGGGCCGCAACAAAAAGAGACAUGACUGUCUUCUGAGGAGAAAAGCUGCCAGUGGAAACUUCUUGUGCUCCACAAGUACACUGCCUUUACAGAAAGAAUGUGCCAGUGAUGAUGAAUACCUCUCCUUACCACCAAGACUCAAGGAGUUAGAGACAUUGGCGCAGCAACUAACUGAUCUUACGCUGACCAUAAAGAAACCGGAACAUGGCCAGGUUCAAGAUGACUCCCCCUGCAUCAGUGUGAAUGGGGAGCGGCUUCUGUCAGAGGUUCAGGGAGAUAGUGAUGGUAAUGAGAGCCAGUGGGAAUUGUAUUGUGACUCUUUACAUACAUGUAGUUUCCAAGAACCUGAUGAAAUAGACAUUCUAAGGGAUCGAAACAACAAGGACCAUGAAAGUGAGCCAAGAGAAACUGCUAGCCCUGAUUUUCUAGAAAUGAGAUGCCCAGAGUUCCUUUGUGUCAAGCAAAAGAAGGACCAUUACUCUCUUGCACAGUGUAUUAAGAUAUUUUGCUAUCAGCUGGAAGAGCUCAUUCGUUGGCUGCAUAAAGUGGCAGAGGUUAUAGACCACUGGAUUCCUCCCAAGCCGGACAUUGAAAGUGUUAAAGCAUCAUAUCAAAACUACCUGGAAUUCAAAAAAGAUUUAGCUGGGCACCAAGAGCUGACUGAAGGUGUGUUGCAUGAUGGUGAAAAACUUCUCAAAUGCAUGUCAUCAAAUUCACCAGUUUUACAGAAAACUCUUGGCUUGAUUGCAAAACAUUCGGAUGUGCUUAAAAGCCACGCUGAACGAUUGUAUGAAUCUAUUUUAGCAGCAGUACAUACUCUUGAUGCUGGUUUGAAGAAGCAUUGUGAUGCUCAAGAAACUGCUGUCCACACAGAAACAUCUGAAUAAAGCUUCUAAUUGAUGCGGAAGAAUGAACUAACUACAUUCAUAAGGAGCGUGAGGAGGCUUCCUAAACAGAGGAAACAAGAACUUUUCCUUCAAACUUUUGAUGUACUAUAGUGACAUCAAGCUCGGUUUCCAAGUUCAGAAGGUACAGCAGUGAGCUUUGUAUCUGGCACCAAAGUGUUGAAGAACAGUGUGGAAGGGAAACUUCUGCUGUUGGAGUGACAGGUGGCUUAAUGAUGAGUUUCUAAUUUUGAUAUCUACAGUACUUGCUAGGGCUGAGCAUGCUUCAGAAAUGAUUCAGAAGUGUCUGUGUGAGACAGAUUCCACUUGACCCUCAAAAAAAAAGUUGCAGUUACUUUGAAAGUCAAAUUAUGAAUGGACUUCAUAAAGCAGCAGCAUUUCAUUUUCAGAUUUGUGUUGCAGCCUGAAAAAAAAUACAGGCUGCUAUAAAGAACAGCAGGGAGAUACUUUUUUAUGGGAGGUCCAAAGUGCUUCCGAAUAAUAAUCAGAACAUGUACAGCCCUAGUGUUUGUUUUGUAUUUUUUCAGUGAAUUAACUAUAAGUCUUCAGUGCCUGUUAAUUUGCCCCUCUAUAGUUUUGCUGAUGUGACAAAUUAUAUGGAAGCUACAUUUCAAAUAAAGCAACUUUAUUAUUUUAAAACAUGCACUGGAAGUAAGUGAUUUCAGUAACAGUGUAAGUAGUAGUCUGUUAAAGCUGCAAUGACAUGGCUAAUAUGUUACUUAAUUAAUUGUGAAAGAUUCAUGCUGAAGAAGUUACAAAUCAGCGUUGUAAACUUUAAGGGCUACAGGCACUGUUCACCUUUGCUUACCAACCACUAACUAGAUUGUAGUACACCUUUUCUAUGUCAUCGAUACAUACUUUAAUUAUAAGUACCUGGAGAAGAGAGGUUCUAUAUUUUCAUUAUAGAAUAAAAGAGGCUCAGCUUGUAACAGAAAACCUCAGUUUAAUAUUAUAGUAUGAGUAGACUUCUGUAUACCUUCUUUUGCUGAAUCCAUAAGCUUUGUAUCAAGGAUGAUACUAGCUCCUGUUUGCACAUAAUCCUGAAUGCAUAUUAGAGUUUAAAAAAGCAAUUCUGUGCAUUCAGAUAUAAAACUCCUAUUUUUCAUGAUUGGCUAGUAACAGAAUGGUUACCAUAUUAAUCACAGAAACCUAGCCUUUGAAGUUACGAUUUCAAAGUCAUAUCAAGAACAAUUGAUAAACUAAAAAUAAUGUCCCCUUUCUGGCUGUUCAACUUUCCUUCCCACUGGAAACAGUAGGAAGAAAUUACAAGUUUUUUUCUGGGGUGGGAAAAAUCCAGUAUGACCUGUUAGCUUUGUUCAUACAGGUAAACCUGAGCAAUGGAUUACUGAAUUAAUCCAAUAGCCUGAGUUUGUAUACCACACUGACUUGUCACACUCUUAAGUUGCUUCUUCUCAGGCAUGAGCUGUAUUGUCAGGGUAGAAAUUAAGUAAUAUCUGCAUGAUGCAGAUACUGCAACAUACAUUGUUUUUUUCCACAAAAUUUCCUACUUUGAAUUAAUGCAUUUUGGAAACUGCUAGCAACAAUGAUACAAUUAAAUUGAAGUACAUAAGA
Molecule: messenger RNA, 3656 nt
Organism: Python bivittatus (Burmese python)
Lineage: Eukaryota; Metazoa; Chordata; Lepidosauria; Squamata; Pythonidae
Gene: CEP68
Product: centrosomal protein 68
Source: RefSeq, a predicted model, not a curated record